Amphibalanus amphitrite is the source of this 2175-nucleotide messenger RNA. RefSeq names its product testin-like. The record is from RefSeq and is a predicted model, not a curated record. The transcript is spliced from 10 exons. Gene Ontology annotation, molecular function: zinc ion binding. Bases 1 to 1989 code for a protein of 662 amino acids. NCBI's taxonomy places the organism in Eukaryota, Metazoa, Arthropoda, Thecostraca, Balanomorpha, Balanidae.
AUGCUGAGCUCUUUGGGCAGCUGGCCCAGUGUGGCCGGACCCGGCCGGACCAGCAGCGCCGCGCUGUACCAGCAGGGAGCGCCGGCCGGCGCCGCCGUCCUGACCCAGCGCUCGGCUGGCGGCGGCGGACCGCCAAGACUCUGCCAUGAACUGGGACAGGGUGCACCCUGCCUCCGGUGUGGACCCGUUUGUCCCGGCUUCGACCUGCACUACUGGAGGAAGGCCUGUCGCCACUGCAGCUGCAGCGCCGCGGAGCACGGCGUCCACCAGGACGAGACGGCCGGAGCAGCUCAGGCCAGGCAGCUGCUGGACUCGGGACGGCCGCCGCCGCACCCCUACACGGCCGUCAACAGUCGCGGCGGACGGUACGGCGGCGUGUCCUCGGAGCCGACCCAGCUGGAGUGGGUGCCGCCCGGCGUGACCCCUGACCUGGCGGAGCGGUACCUGAGUUACCUGCCGCCCGGGCGGGUACCGGUACGCGGUACCAGCGGCGCCGUACUCCGUCAGCGUAGUCUGCAGACCCAGCUACCUCCGCAGGACCUCGACCUCAGCCGGUGGCAUCUCCAGGGUGGCGGACCGGAGGCCCAGAGGAUGCAGUCCUACGUGCAAGAUGUCAGACAGAACGCCGUUGGCCAGGGCAUCGUCUGCGAGUUUCCUCCUAACGGGCCGUACCAGCGCGGCUUCAUGCCGAAUAACGCAUGGAGUCCGCCGUCGGCCGGAGCGGCUCAGUGGCGCGGCGGUUCGCCCGCCUCUGUCUGCCAGCCGCUUCUCCAGGGCGGCGAGCCCACCUACUUCGCCAGUAUGGUGAGUGGACAGCCGUCAACACAGCAGCAGCAGCGGCAGCAGAACUGGCAGUCCCAGCAGCAGUGGGCACCGCAGCAACCACAGCAGCAGCAGCAGCAGUGGCAGCAGUCGCCGCAGCAGCAGUGGCAGCAGCAGCAGCAACAGCGCAGACGGGUGUCCAACGGCGGUAUAGCCGCUGGUCUUCUGCCGUCGACAGCCCAGUGGGGUCCCCAGGAGCCUCCGCCAUCGCCACAGGGACCGCAGGACUCGGCCGGGCCCGGUCCUAGUCUUCAUUUCUCCGGGAGUUUCACGGCAGAGCCGGAAUCGGUCAGGUGGCCGAGCUCCUCGAUUCACCGCUCUCCGUCGCCGUCGCCGCGCGCUCCGUUCCGCAGUAUGGGCGGCACCAGCGGCGGUCUGUGCCGCGCGCCGGUCACAAUCACCGGCGACCAGCCGUUCCGCGGUCUGCAGAGCGUGCCGCCGGCGCCCGAGGGCUCGGUGCGGCCGGUCAGUGCCCGCCGCUCCCGCUCGGUGGGCCGGCCGGCGGCCGCCUCCAGUCCCAGCCUGGCGGCGGCCGGCGGCUCGGCCCCGGCGCUGGCGGCGCCGCCCGACCGACCGGCCUGGGACACGCGCCGGCGCUGGUGCUGCCACCACUGCCGCGCCGCCAUGCAGCCCGGCGAUGUAGCCGUGUUUGCCGAGCGGGCCGGCGCCAACAAGUGCUGGCAUCCGCAGUGUUUUGUUUGCGCCACCUGCCAGGAGUUGCUGGUGGACCUGAUCUACUUCUACAAGUCUGGCCAGGUGUUCUGCGGCCGCCACUACGCUGAGCGGCAGCGACUGAGUCGGUGUCCCGCCUGCGACGAGCUGAUCUUCUCCCAGCAGUACACGGAGGCCGGUGGCCAGCACUGGCACACGCGGCACUUUUGCUGCGCGGCCUGCUGUCAGCCGCUGGCCGGCCAGCAAUACGUGCUGAGAGGGGAACGGCCGCACUGCCUCGACUGCUACCGACAGCACUACGGAAAGGUAUGUGUGACCUGUUCCCGAGGUAUCGCGCCCUCCGACCAGCGGAUCAGCCUGGGCGACGAGCUGUUCUGGCACGCCACCGCCGAGUGUUUUCACUGCUACACGUGUCGCGCCGGCCUGGUCAGUGCGCCCUUCAUCUGUGCUAGUAACAAGGUGUUCUGUAGCGACGCCUGCGCACAGUCGUUCUGAGGCUGACGGACGCCGGCGGUGGAUCUUAGCGCGGCGUAGGUAAUGUCAUUAUGUUGUGUUCAGUGUGUGCGUGUGUCCGAUAGAGCGUUGAAACCAAGCAUGCUUCGCCCAAUGUGUUCGUCCUGCAUUGGUCCUUAUUUCUCGCUACACGAAACUUAUUUUUUAUGUAAAACAAUGCGUGCUGUA